AUGUCAGAUAAUGUUGUUUCAAUAAAUGAAAAUAAUUUAAUAGAUCAAUGUAUAUCAAUUUUAAAACAAGAUGGUGUUUUAGCUGUACCAACUGAUACAAUUUAUGGUCUUGCAGGAUUAGUAAAUAAUGAAAAAGCUAUUCGUAAAAUUUAUGAAAUUAAAGGUCGAUCAUUUACAAAACCUUUAGCUAUAUCUGUUGGUUAUAUUGAUGAUUUAUUUAUUUGGUCAAAACCAACAUUAACAAAAGAUCAAUUAUCUACAGGUGAUCUUCUUCCUGGUCCAGUAACACUUAUGUUUGAAAGACAAUCAUCAUUACCAUCAUAUUUUAAUCCAAAUAUAAACAAUGUAGCUAUUCGUAUUCCAAAUUGUCAAUUUAUGAUUGAAUUAGCACAACGUUUACAAGAACCUAUUGCAUUAACAAGUGCAAAUAUUUCGAAUGAACCAAGUUCAAUAUGUAUUGAUGAAUUUAAAGAAUUAUGGUCACAAAUUGAUUUAAUUAUUGAUGGUGGUUUAUUAUCAUCAAAUGAUCGACGUGGUUCAACAAUUAUUGAUUUAUCUGAAAAAGGUUAUUUUCAUAUACAACGUCAAGGAAUUGAUUGUGAACGUAUUAUAAAAUAUUUAAAAGAAUAUUGUCAAUUAAAAGAAAAAAAUAUCGUUUUGUGA
This is a messenger RNA of Rotaria sp. Silwood1, 663 nucleotides long. Lineage: Eukaryota; Metazoa; Rotifera; Eurotatoria; Philodinida; Philodinidae. The record is from the annotation of a GenBank genome assembly.